AUAUGUCACCACUAUAUGUCACUAGGAAGACUUUGAAGAUGAGCAAACAUGGGUGUGAAAGUCUUUUCACAACUCAAUUUUCUGUUCCCUCCCUGUGCUGUCCCAAAUGAGACGUGUUUCUCUCAUGAGAGUGAUAAUCUAGUUCUUGCCCUUGGGGGGUCUUUGAAAAAGUUGUGUGAAUUUCAGUAAUAGGUAUUCAAGAAGGUAUUUUUCACCUCUCUGUUCUAGAGCUGGCCAAAUGCUGUUUUUUGCUUUUACAUGAUAAUUUAUCUGUAUAUUAUACUGAGACUUUAUUUUGGUUAAACUGUUGAAGAGUGCAAAAAGUAUUCUUAUGUUUGUCCAUUUAAUUUAAAAGGGGGUGAUCUCUGGGUGAUUCUUUUGUCAUUGUGGACAGUAGGGAAUGGAUGGAUUCUUUUUCAGAGAACAAGAUGAAUAGAGACGAGGAAGUCAUCGGUAUCUUGGAAAGCCAUUGAUCCAAACUGCGUAUUUUAAAAAUGAGUUGUCCUUCUGUGAUAAAGAGCACACAACCUUUUUACAACCUUUAAUCACAUCUCAGUCAAUAGCAAUGAAUGUAACAGGUUAAGAAAUUUGAUUCAGUCUUCCAAAGCAAUGUUUUCUGUCCAGUGCUGUCUGAGCAUCUGCAGUCCUCCCCAGUGGAAUUCAGCACAACUGGAGUAGAACUCCUUUCAUUGUAUGCCAUGCCUGUUAGCUGGGCAGCUAUGGAAGUGAAGGGAGAGGAAACAAUGCAUCUGAUAUUACACAGAAAUUCCAGUAUAGCUGACAGUAUCCCUGGACAUGAGUAAGACAUAAAAAAUCCUACUGAGUUGUGGGGAAGGAAAAAUAUAUCUAAGCUUUUCAAGGAGGAAUGAACUGGACACCCUGAUCAAAGUACACAAUCAUUUGAUUGGUACAAACUGAUCAUGGAGAUCCAGGCACAAAUACAGAAAGCAAGGAAGAGAGAGAUCUAGUUAAUAAGUAAUUCCUCACCAUAAUGCAGGCUAGAACAAACAAUAGUCUCCCAACAAUAAAGACAGUAUCUCAGCUGAAACACUAUCCAGCACAAGGAUAUUACUCCUUUCUCUCUCACCAAGAAGAAAAUGAAAGGCAAGACAAGUUUUCCUCCCCAAGAAGGAGCAGCACCUCCUUCCAGAUGUCCGGAUAACAGUGCAUUCAAACAGCAGAGGCUGCCAGCUUGGAAGCCCCAGCUCACCAUUGCAUCUGUGCUCUCCAGCUUCUUUCUGAUAGGGGCAUUCUGCCUCACUGUGGGAGUCUGCCUUGUCCUGUCUGCAAACAGCGUCAGAGAAAUCCAGAUAGAUUAUUCAGAUAAAUGCUCAGAUUGUUCAAAGCUCCGUGAAAAUUCCUCUAAUUGGAAUAAGGAAUGCCACUGUUCUGUUAAUUUCACACUAAAGGAAGAUAUAUUGGGUGACGUUUUUAUGUACUAUGGUCUGCAAAACUUCUAUCAAAACCACCGUCGAUACGUGAUAUCAAGAAGUGACGCACAACUGUUGGGCCGAAAUGUAAAUAUCCAGAGGAGCUACUGCGCGCCCUUCAGCACCUACAGAAAUGGGACCCCCAUGGCGCCAUGCGGGGCCAUUGCCAACAGCAUGUUCAAUGAUACUAUUGAUCUUUUCUACAAUCGUAACUCAUCUGUGAUUCGAGUGCCACUGCUGAAGACUGGAAACAGUUGGUGGACAGAUAAAAAUGUGAAAUUUCGCAAUCCUGAAUCAUACAAUCUCUCCUCUGCAUUUGCAGGGACAGCAAGACCUCCUUACUGGCAGAAACCAGUGUAUCUGUUAGAUGAGGAUGAUGAGAGGAACAAUGGUUAUGUGAACGAUGACUUUAUUAUCUGGAUGCGAGUGUCGGCCUUCGCUACGUUCAGGAAUCUCUACCGUCGUGUCAGGCGGAUACAGCAGUUUGCAGAGGGCCUGCCAGCAGGGAAUUACACCUUCCAGAUUUCCUACAAUUUCCCUGUUACCAGGUUCAAGGGGAGGAAGCAUGUGAUUCUUUCAACCGUGGUGUGGAGCGGAGGAAGUAACCCAUUCCUGGGAAUUGCCUACCUGGUUUCUGGCACAGCAGCAAUCCUGACAGGUUUUGUCAUAACUGGCAUCCACUUAAAGCUCAGGAAAAAGAAAACAUACUUUCAGAAACAAUAAGAUUCACCUGCCUUUCUGAACAAAGACAAAAGUGUGCAGUGAACAAAGAAGGUGCAGCACAGACCUUUCACUCUUUCCCCUGAGCUCUGGACCAUUUUCAGUGUCAGGUUUGGUGAAUGUAAGCACACUGAGGGGGAGAGCUACUCCAUCAUCUGAAACCAAACUUACCUGAGGUGUCAUUCUUAUUAACGCACGUGUGAGCCUAAAUUUGUUUCCUAGGAAACUUGUAGUGAGGUGAGCUUCAAACAGCAGAUAGCACAGCGGAUUAGAAUUGCAAUGGCAAAGAAAUUAUGUGGUACCAACGUCUGGCCAGAAGUCAGGGUCCAUAUUAAUUUCUUUCUUGGCCCAUAAUUCAGACAUUUCUCUUAACUGAAAUGGAGCUUUGGAUGGGUAAGAAGUGAGGUCCUGAUCCAACAAAGAACUUGAGCAGGUAGAACUGAUGGCUAAAAUCUGCUUGUGGGCCACAUACAUGUGCUAAAUGGCUUGGCUUGGGUUUGAUACAUCUUUUUCAGAUAUGCUGAAAAAGCAACCAAUUUACAUGAGUGUAUUCACUCCAGUUUGAAACCUGAUUUGUAAUUGAAUACAGGGCAUUUAUUAGGAGGUUGGAAUUUGUUUAGACCAAAUUUAUUGUAUUUAUCUAGCUACUGAGAGCUGGAGGGCAUCCAAUCACUGAUUUACAUUUUUUAAAUGGUUUAAUAGGUAUCUUAAAUUAAAAGUUCCUUUAAUGCAAAAUAUUUAGCAGAAACAUCUACCUAAUAUAACUAUUGGCCAAAAUUGCACUCCUACCUACCCUACCCUUCCAUAUGAAAGUUCACAAAUUCUUACAUGACACAGAAUGGUAACUUAUUGUCAAUAAAAAAUAAAGCACCAGAAAAUCUGUCAACUUAAUUUAAAGCAAACGCUGCAACUCAUGAAUAGGUUCACCAAUUUUCACGUUCAGAAUUUUACACAUUUAGGACUUAUUUCUAGUCUCACAAGAUGAAGGAACAGCACUGAAGAAUUUAGGUCAAGCAUACCAUGGUAGCUGCGAAUUUUUAAAAAUAAUUUUUCUGUUGUAAAGUGCAACUGGAAUAAAGCACUUAAAUUCCUUUCAUAAGUA
This is a messenger RNA of Corvus hawaiiensis (hawaiian crow), 3252 nucleotides long. RefSeq names its product cell cycle control protein 50C-like. Gene Ontology annotation, cellular component: Golgi apparatus; endoplasmic reticulum; plasma membrane. The record is from RefSeq and is a predicted model, not a curated record. Bases 1098 to 2153 code for a protein of 351 amino acids. Gene Ontology annotation, biological process: phospholipid translocation. NCBI's taxonomy places the organism in Eukaryota, Metazoa, Chordata, Aves, Passeriformes, Corvidae. The transcript is spliced from 7 exons.